CAUCAGCCUUCGAGUCGAGCAUUCCUCUCUUCACUAGUUUCCUCGUUGCCUUUUCCUAAACUAUUUGUGCUUCUCGUUUCUAUAGGCUUUUCAUUGCUGUGGCCGAGGCUUCGCAUCCUCAGCCUAAUACACAACGAGCUUUCCUUACGGCUUCCAGAUGCUGCCCCUAGUAGUUAUGAUAUAAUGAUCGCCUGAGUGCAAGUAUGGCCCACGACACUGAAGCCGCCAAUAGCUUCGAACUCGAGGAGGGUAAACCACGGUACAAAGACGAGCCCGGAGCUAAAGCAGAAACGGAGACGCUGCGACCCUCGGCCGAAGAGACGUACAACUCAUCCUCGUCAGACGAAGAAGAUAUCGACGAGUUCGACCCACUUAACUACGAUGCCGGUACACUGAAGCGAAAGAAGUGGAGGAAAGGACGAAGGAACGUCAAGCAAGAGAAUGCGGGGAUAAAACCGCAGAAGUCAUGGGCACGUCGAUACUUGGUUCCGACCAGGUUCUGCUGGUACAUGAUCAUAUUAUUCGUCGUGACAGUGCUUCUUCUGCUCAGUGCAGGUGGAAUAUGGUCGAUAAAGUCGGCACCUGCGAAUGGAGAGUCUCCGCCGUGGUAUCCUGCGCCAAUGGGGGGUACGGACGCAGCCUGGGAGCAGUCGUAUAAGAAAGCAGCAGAGUUGGUACGAGAGAUGGAUGUGGUCGAGAAGGUGAAUAUUACAACGGGGACUGGGUGGAUGAUGGGAAUGUGCGUAGGCAAUACAGGUCCGGUAGAUCGCCUCGGAUUUCCGAGUCUAUGUCUGCAGGAUGGGCCGCUAGGAAUUAGAUGGGCGGACAACAUCACUGCCUUUCCCGCCGGGGUGACUGUCGGCGCUACAUGGAACAAAGAGCUCAUGGAACAACGUGGUGAAGCGCUGGGCCAGGAAGCGCGACUAAAGGGUGUAAAUGUGCUGCUGGGACCCUCUAUGGGACCUUUGGGUCGCACACCUUUGGGUGGAAGAAAUUGGGAGGGCUUUGGCGCCGACCCCGUGUUGCAAGGCAUCGCUGCUGCACAUACUAUCAAGGGUAUUCAGUCGCAGGGCGUCAUAGCCACGGCAAAACACUUUAUCGGCAACGAGCAGGAGCACUACCGGCAAUCAUGGGAAUGGGGCCGUCCUAACGCGAUAUCUGCACAUAUAGAUGACAGGACGUUGCACGAGCUAUAUGCGUGGCCCUUCGCAGAAAGCAUAAGAGCAGGCGUCGGCUCGGCGAUGUGCUCGUACAACCAGGUUAAUAACUCUUACGCGUGUCAGAACAGCAAGCUCAUGAACGGAGUGAUGAAGGAUGAACUUGGGUUUCAAGGAUUUAUACAGUCAGACUGGCUUGCUCAGAGAAGCGGCGUUGCAUCUGCGUUGGCUGGCUUGGACAUGUCCAUGCCAGGAGAUGGUCUGAGAUGGCAGGAUGGUGAGUCGCUCUGGGGCGGACAGCUGACGAAAGCCAUCUACAAUGGUUCUGUUCCAAUCGAGCGGUUGAACGACAUGGCGCUCCGAGUUGUGGCGGCGUGGUAUCAGAUGGGACAGGACAACAAGACUUUGUAUUCAGGAGAGGGCCCUAAUUUCUCGUCCUGGACAAAAGAACAAGUGGGACUGUACCAUCCGGGCAGCGACGACAAGGACGCCAUUGGGGUUGUAAACAAGUUCGUCAAUGUUCGAGGUGAAAACAAUGAACACGGGACUCUCGCGCGAAAGAUUGCAGCCGAAGGCAUAGUGCUUCUCAAAAAUGAGGACCACAUGCUGCCACUGCGAAGGCAAGGCGGCUUGUUCGGCGUACCUCAGGAUAGAAAGCGGCCUCGAUUCAAGGUCUCCGUGAUCGGUGAGGACGCAAUCGAGAACAAAAAUGGCAUCAAUUCGUGCCCAGAUCGUGGAUGCAACGAGGGAACUCUAGCUUCGGGAUGGGGCUCAGGUGCUGUGGAGUUCCCUUACUUGGUUACUCCGUUCGCUGCGAUAAAAGAAUACUACGACUCGAACAACGUCGAACUCAAGUCAUUCAAUGGCACCAAGAUGGACGAGGAGCUUGAAAGCAUAGCUCGCCAUUCAGAUACAUGCCUCACUUUCGCGAACGCCGACUCCGGAGAAGGCUAUUUGCUUGUGGGUGACCUAAAGGCCGACCGCAACGACCUGAAGCUUCAAAAGAACGGCGACGCACUUAUCCAAGACGUGGCGAGGGUAUGCGGCAACGGGACGGCUCCCGUGGUGGUAAUCAUCCACGCCGUGGGACCGGUGCUCGUCGAGAGUUUCGUCAACAUUCCAAACGUGAAAGCAAUCGUUCUCGCCAACCUUCCAGGGCAAGAAUCCGGCAACGCUCUUGCAGACGUUCUUUUUGGAGACGUGAACCCAAGUGGUCGACUGCCAUACACGAUGGGCAAGUCCCUGGACGACUACGGCGAUUCCGCACGCAUACUCGAUGAUGCGAAGACUUUAGUUCCGCAGCAGAAUUUUAGCGAGGGCCUUUUGAUUGAUUAUCGUCACUUCGAUUACUACGGCAUUGAGCCGCGGUAUGAAUUCGGCUUUGGACUAUCAUACACCACGUGGAAAUUGUCCUCAGGUCGAAUUGUCGACCUCAACAGCGCAGAGCGUAACAAACUGCUUCCCGCACCUCGACCUGCAGGUGUACAUCCCCCGACGCUGCCCAUUAAACUGCCAGACGUUCGCUCCGCACUGUUCCCACACAAAUUUCGUAAGCUGCGGAAGUACAUUUACCCCUACCUUGAGGACACAAAGGAUCUUUCUCCAGGGGGCCAACCGCAAUACCCACCAAACUACGCCUCCACAUCGACGCCGUCACCUGCAGGUGGAGGGCCAGGUGGCAACCCGGACCUUUAUACACCUCUUGUUGAGGUCCACGCAACUCUGACCAACACGGGUGAUCGUGCGGGCAAAUGCGUGGUGCAGCUAUACGUCUCCCUGCCAGCGAACUACACUGAUCCCGAGACCGGCGAGGUCUUCACAAACACUCCCGUCAGGGUGCUUCGCAACUUCCAAAAAUUGGAGAUCAAAACUACGAACGGACGCGCGGAUGUGAAGAUGCAGCUCAACAGGAAGGACUUGAGUUUCUGGAGCACGGUGAGGCAGAACUGGGUGCUCCCGCAGGGGCCGGACAGCAUCAAGAUCGAGUUGGGAUUUUCAAGCAGGGACCUGCCGAUUAGCAUGACUUAUUAGAUUCGCAAAGGUUUUAGGGGGUUUGGGGAGUUUGGGAUGGAAAGCUGCAAUGAGUUCUUUUU
This is a messenger RNA of Verruconis gallopava, 3250 nucleotides long. RefSeq lists its product as uncharacterized. Lineage: Eukaryota; Fungi; Ascomycota; Dothideomycetes; Venturiales; Sympoventuriaceae. The transcript has a single exon. The coding region runs from base 204 to 3188 and encodes 994 amino acids. The record is from RefSeq and is a predicted model, not a curated record. Gene Ontology annotation, molecular function: beta-glucosidase activity. Gene Ontology annotation, biological process: glucan catabolic process.